This is a messenger RNA of Emiliania huxleyi CCMP1516, 354 nucleotides long. RefSeq lists its product as hypothetical. NCBI's taxonomy places the organism in Eukaryota, Haptophyta, Isochrysidales, Noelaerhabdaceae. The transcript is spliced from 2 exons. Gene Ontology annotation, molecular function: iron ion binding; oxidoreductase activity; 2 iron, 2 sulfur cluster binding. The annotation marks the transcript as partial. The record is from RefSeq and is a predicted model, not a curated record.
GAGCUGGUCUUCAGCCUGAACGGGCGGGAGCGGCGACUCGUCGACCCGCCUCCCUCCCUCACCCUCGCCGAGUGGCUCCGCUCCGAGGGCCUCACCGGCACCAAGAUUGGGUGCGCCGAGGGCGGCUGCGGCGCGUGCACGGUGAUCGCCGUCGGGUCGGACGGCCACCCGCGGGCGAUCAACGCGUGCCUCCGCCUCCUCUGCGGCUGCGACGGGCUCGCGCUCACGACUGUCGAGGGGCUCGGCUCGCAAGGCGCCGGGUACUCGCAGGUGAUGAAGGCGAUCGCCGAGGGGCAAGGCAGCCAGUGCGGCUUCUGCACGCCCGGCUGGGUGACUGCCAUGUCGGCGCUGCUG